AUGGAGGAGAAUGACUCAAACCCCAGCGAAGCAGCGGCGGUGGAGGGGCAGCGGCAGCCGGAAUCCAGCACCAGUGGCAAUUCUGGCAGCGGCGGAGGUGGCGGCAGCAGCCCCAGCGACUUGGACACCGGCCGCCGGCGAGCUCUGAUCUUGCCUGUGGUCCUGCAGGCACCAGGCAACCACCAACUCCCCCACCGUAUCACCAACUUCUUUAUCGACAACAUCUUGCGGCCGGAGUUCGGCCGAAGGAAGGACACUGGCACUUGCUGUACGAGCAGCGCUGGAGGCCGAGGAGGCAGAUUAGAGGAAGGUGGAGGAGGUGGCAGCGCAGGGGGCGCCGAGGGAGGCAGCGGCGCAGAGCAGCUCCUGCGGUCUGGGGGCCGGGAAUCCCGGCACAACCCCGCCUCGGCGACUGGGGCUGGCGGGCUGCUGCCGGGCAGCGAGAGCGAUUCUCCUGGUGAUGGAGAAGGUGGAUCCAAGGCACUCUCGCUGCAUGGCGGGACCAAGAAAAGUGGCGAUCCCGGGGGGCCCCUGGACGGAGCGCUCAAGCCCCGCUUAGGUGGCGGUGACUUGUCGGUGAGCUCAGAUUCGGACAGCUCGCAGGCCAGUGCUAACCUGAGCACGCAGCCCAUGCUCUGGCCAGCCUGGGUCUACUGCACGCGCUACUCCGACAGACCUUCUUCAGGUCCCAGGUCUCGCAAACCAAAGAAGAAGAACCCAAACAAAGAAGAUAAGAGGCCACGUACCGCCUUCACCGCAGAGCAGCUGCAGAGGCUCAAGGCUGAGUUCCAGACCAACAGGUACCUGACAGAGCAGCGGCGGCAGAGCCUGGCGCAAGAGCUCAGCCUCAAUGAAUCGCAGAUCAAGAUAUGGUUCCAGAACAAACGUGCAAAGAUCAAGAAGGCCACAGGAAACAAGAACACGUUGGCCGUGCAUCUCAUGGCACAGGGCUUGUACAACCAUUCCACCACAGCCAAGGAGGGCAAGUCGGACAGCGAGUAG
This is a messenger RNA of Chrysochloris asiatica (Cape golden mole), 1002 nucleotides long. It is a transcript of the gene EN2, whose product is annotated as engrailed homeobox 2. The transcript has 2 exons. The record is from RefSeq and is a predicted model, not a curated record. Gene Ontology annotation, cellular component: nucleus. Gene Ontology annotation, biological process: neuron differentiation; multicellular organism development; regulation of transcription by RNA polymerase II. Gene Ontology annotation, molecular function: RNA polymerase II cis-regulatory region sequence-specific DNA binding; DNA-binding transcription factor activity, RNA polymerase II-specific. NCBI's taxonomy places the organism in Eukaryota, Metazoa, Chordata, Mammalia, Afrosoricida, Chrysochloridae. The coding region runs from base 1 to 1002 and encodes 333 amino acids.